UCAAAAAUCAAAAUCACAAUUUAAAUUAAUUGGUUCAUAUACUUCGAGUAACUUAGUGUCUUAAUUUAUUCAAGAAGUGGCGAUUUUGUGUUGUAAUAUCAGUCAUGUUUCGUAGAUGUAGUUCAGAUGAUUCAGAACUGUCAGAUUCCGUUAUUAAUUCUAAAUCAGCGAUUCGCGUGAGCGUAUGCCUGCAACGAUAUUUUAAGGAUGUUCGUUCUCGAUGUUACAUACUUGUUAUAAGGAAUCGACGGGUGCGUUGGUUAGAAAAGCGUUUAAAAAAAAUGUUUUCGCUACCUGAUAAUUUUUGUCUUUGUGCCAAUGGACACUUGUUGCCCUCAACCGAACCACUUGCGUUACUACGUCCCGAAGACUCUAUAGAAGUAAUUCCUCUUCUUGAAGUAAGCAUGGAAAUGGUAUAUAAACAAAAUACUUUAACUUUGAAUGUAAAUAAUCAAUUGGAAAAGCAAGUUCAAAAUGAGGAAAAAAUUAGCAAUUCACUCCACCCUGUGGUACACCACAACUGUGGUAUUGAUCACUUUGCAUCCAUCUCUAACCACAUUCAGACAAUAUCAGAAGAAGUUAAUGACAAUAGAACAUUGAAAACAUCAAAUGCAGGUGCAGAUACUUCUAAAUUCGACAGUAAUGAUGAUAUAGAUGGUACCAGAGCAUUGAACAAUGCACAAGAUUUGGUUAAUACUGCUUCGCCGAUAAAUAACAUUACCAGUUUCACUGGAGAAAAUAAAAGAAAUUAUGAUACAAAAGACACAAUGAUUAAUUUUUACCAACUUAAGCGGCGUGCCCUGGCUUUGUUAGAUGCACAUCAGAGUGUCCGCGACGUUGUCGAGGCAACAGAAGAAGAACCGCCGCUGAGACGCGUUCGUCGACGCGUUCGGCGCCGCGCGCGUCGCAACCCACAGCCAGAGCAGGAGACCGUACCGGGCUCGGUACCUGUACGAGAAAUGGAGCUAGAGCCAGAGCCAGAGCGGCAACUGGAAGCAGAUCUAGAGUCGCAAUCAUCCACCACCGUCGAUUCGCUUUCCGGAUAUGAGCAACCCGCAGAAAUGGAGCCGGGCGUGACGCCAAUGGCUGAGACCCGCUCAGCCUCCCCCCGCGCGGAGCCGGUGGCGCGCAACGACGCGGCGCGUUCGCGGCCGCCCCGUGUCGUGCGUCCUCUCGGUGUUGACAAUUAAUCUAAAUCACUUUGACCUUUGUGGUAGCCACAGUAGUUUUUAAGACUUAAUUAAUUCUCAUAUGAUGAGACUGCUUGAAUGUAACAAAAUUGUUGAUUUUAUAAUGUAGAUUACUACCUAAAUCUAUACAUGUAAUAAAAAUGUAACUUAUUUAUUAUAUAUUGCUGUCUGUACAAUGAAGAUAUAUGUGUUAUUAUCAGGGGUUUUCAUUAACGCUAUAGAGCCCAAAACAAUGAUUGUUAGAAUUUUGUCUGUUUGUCAUUGUGUUUGGGCAUGCUAAUCUUAGAAACGGCUUAACUGAUUUGGGUGCAGUUUUCACUAAUGUGUUGUGGCAAGCUUUACUUAAAAUUUAGUGUUUGUUUUAUUUCAAUCGGUUUAUAAAAAAAGGUUAUGUCAAUUUAAAGAAUCACGUCGAACAUUUAUUCCAUAAAAAUGCUGUAUAAUAACUGUUCAGUUGAAUUGUCGGAAUCUUUAGCUACCUGUAAAUGAUAGUCUGUAAAAUUAAAGUUUAUAUAGGAACAAAACGAAGUUAAAAAAUGGUCAAUUUCAGAGAUUCAGAUCUUUCCAAUGUAAGUUGAGCUCAGAUAUAAAUGAUCAAUCAUAUUAAAUACGGUUCAGCUUAUGCUGGACGACGUUUAAACGCACCUACGCGUAUAUGUUACGGGCGCCGAUUAAUAAUAAUAAUAGUAAUAAUAUAAUAAUAAUCUUUAUUCACAUACAAAGUUACAAAGCAUAAUGAAGUCCCUGAUUUCUGAGCUAGGCUCAAAGACCUGUCUUACAGAAAUCAGUGUUCUCUCACAUAUUUUUAAGUGUAAAAUCGUUCUAUGUAAAUAAAAAUAAGUGACUAAUAAUUAUUUCAUACUGUAUAUUAGAGUGGAGUGUGUAGGUAUGUGUGUGUUUUCAUGUGUGUAUGUGUGUGUUUGUGUGUGUAUGUGUGUAUAUGUGUAAUUUGUUUCACAAAGUAUUAUAGCAACAACAGUUCAGUUUGUUCAUAAUCUAGUCCUAGUAGCCAGUUUUUAAUAAUUACUUUAGCUUCACGAUUACAUAAGGGAUGUAUAUUUUUUAUUUUAUUUAUUUUGUUAUACAAAUAAACUGCUUUAAAAUCAUGUCGUUUGGCUGAAGCUGUUCGACAUAUAACAGUUGGACAUACGUUUUUAGUGACACGUUGCUUACUGUAUUCGUCGGCAUGAUAGGGGGUGAUUCUAUGUUGUUGGAUAACUAAUUGAUAGACGUAUAGUUGCCUAACCGUUAGGAGUUGACAUUUUUCAUACAACUUAGUUGUAGAAAAUCUGUGUGGGCUAGAUGUCAUGACUUUUAAGAUAGAUCUAUGCUCUCUUUCCAAGUCUA
Nymphalis io (European peacock) is the source of this 2537-nucleotide messenger RNA. RefSeq lists its product as uncharacterized. The transcript is spliced from 2 exons. The record is from RefSeq and is a predicted model, not a curated record. Lineage: Eukaryota; Metazoa; Arthropoda; Insecta; Lepidoptera; Nymphalidae. Bases 105 to 1190 code for a protein of 361 amino acids.